AUGGGCGGAAAGGGACGCCGCAGCCGUAGCCGAGACCACUCUAGUGGUUACCGCGGUUGGCAGCGUUACAACUCAGGGAAAGGACGCUGGCAUGAUAGUCACUACCAGGGCAAAGGCUAUGGAAGCUACCAGAGCAAAGGCUAUGGAAAAGCUUCGUCGCCAACACCCGUGAGUCGAGCAGCAUAUCUCGUGCAUGAGCUGCAGGAGCUUGGGCGCCAGCAGCAGCAAGAAGAGCAGGCAACUUCCUUGCUGCAGCGUUUUGUGGGUUCUUUGGGCCAUGCGCCAAGUCGGGAGACCCAUGAGCCUAGUAGCUCUGCAUACACCGAGCCUGGUGCGCAGGCUACGAGGGCCGCGGGUGAUCCACCUUCUUGGUUGAAAGGCUUAUUGGAUGCUUUGGCUUCAAAAUUUGGAGCAACAGACACCGCUCCCAGCUCAAGUUCUUUGAAGAGCUCUGUGGCGAACCAUGCGGCGCAGAAAAUCGGUAGUACUCCCAGCAGUGCAGGCAACAGUAUGCCUACAGCCCAAGAGUCCCAGGAACUUCUGCAGCUUAGACAGGAGCUGGAGGCUUUGAAGGAGGAGAAGGCUCGACGAGAGAAACAGGCAGAGAAGGAACGACUGCAGUCUGAGAUCAAGUCUUUGCGGGAGUCCAUGCCCGAGUUACCAUUGGAACAGGCCUCUGCAGAGGAGCCCGGUGAGUCGAACACGGUGCUCGACUGGCUCCCUGUGGAUGUAGAGCAGUGGGACUUGGAGAACGUCUUGAUCACAACAGCGCAGCAAAAAAUGUGGAUCUCCGGUGUGAGGCCUGCCAUCGCCAAAGGGUGGACGCGAACUCCUGUUGCAGUCAGCGCAUGGCUGGCGGCAGAAAAGUUGCGGCUCAGCGACGAGGACCUCAAUGUGGCCUUGCAGAAGGCAGGGCUCCAGAAGGCUACAGUUCUGAACCGUGAUCUCCUCACGCUGCGCCUCUUGGUGAAGGUGUUGUCUCCGCAAGACGUGCCUGAGUGA
Molecule: messenger RNA, 1002 nt
Organism: Symbiodinium natans
Lineage: Eukaryota; Dinophyceae; Suessiales; Symbiodiniaceae
Source: the annotation of a GenBank genome assembly